Molecule: messenger RNA, 774 nt
Organism: Drosophila obscura
Lineage: Eukaryota; Metazoa; Arthropoda; Insecta; Diptera; Drosophilidae
Exons: 1
Coding region: 39-695 (218 amino acids)
Source: RefSeq, a predicted model, not a curated record
ACAGUCUUGGGCGUCCUCUUCAACCGGAUAGUCACAAGAUGGGGUCAAGGCUACUUCGUUUGGGCUGCCUGCUACUCACUCUGAGCUGUGCUGUGCACACAGCACAAGGGCUGUGCAAGGAGUCCGAAAUUCUGACCGAGAACAAGGGCUGCGUCGAUCGUGACACCUACCUAGAACGCGUCCUCCAGCGCACCUGGGUCGCCGAGGAUCUCGAUGAUGACAAGAAGGCCGCUGGGCUUGGGAAACAAGUUAGCUGCAGGGCGGACGAGAUAUUGACGGCUACGGGGUGCACCGCUCAGACGCAGGCACCGCGUCAGGAAGAGCACCUCCGGGCGCAGGUUGUCCACAGCAAACUGCAAGGCGAUCAAGUGGUCAAGACGGAUGGCGGUGGGGCGGGCGCUGCCGACAGCGCGGCCUCCCCGGAGAAGGUCGAAACGCCCAAGGUGCUGACCGGGGCGCUGAUUAGUCGGCCCAAGGUCGUUGGUCACAAUCGUCCGCGUAAAUAUGUCAUACUGCCUGGCAGAAUCCUUCAGACCGGACGAAAAUGUCGCCCCUACGAGGUGCUCGCCUCAAACAAUCGCUGUAUUCGCAGGAAGGUGCACAAGCCGACUGGCAAGGUCAAGCACAAGGAUCACGUGUACGGCCUGCAGCUGCGACAUCGGCAUAAGAAUCCCAAGCAUUAUAGGAAAUCGUAGAGAGUCAAAGCAGAUCCAGCUGAAAAUGAAUGACGACCCUUUAAUUAAAUAUAUUACAAUAAAUAUAUAUUAAAUAUAA